Molecule: messenger RNA, 2628 nt
Organism: Branchiostoma floridae (Florida lancelet)
Lineage: Eukaryota; Metazoa; Chordata; Leptocardii; Amphioxiformes; Branchiostomatidae
Product: probable serine/threonine-protein kinase DDB_G0271682
Exons: 11
Coding region: 81-1862 (593 amino acids)
Biological process (GO): signal transduction; protein phosphorylation
Molecular function (GO): ATP binding; protein kinase activity; protein binding
Source: RefSeq, a predicted model, not a curated record
UGUACAUUUAUGGUAAUCAGCUGACGGAGGUACCCUCAGGCGUAUGCUUGCUCCCUAACCUUGAGGUGUUAAGUGUUGGUAUGAACCCCAUCAGACGUCUACCCAAUGACGUCACACGACUCGCCAGGCUGAAGACUCUCAGUGUCCCCGGCUGUCAGUUUGAUGAGUUCCCCAGACAGGUGCUGCACCUGAAGACACUGGAGGAACUGUACGCUGGACAAAAUGGCGGGCGCAAGUUUGACAUGGUCCCAGAUGAGGUGGGAAACUUACAACACCUGUGGCUCUUGUCAUUGGAAUAUAACCUCCUCAGAACCCUGCCGAGCACCAUGAGUCACCUGCACAACCUAAGGGUGGUCCAACUCCCGAACAACAAGUUCGACACGUUCCCAGAAGUCCUGUGUGAGCUACCUGCCAUGGAGAAACUGGACAUAAGGAACAACAACAUCACCAGGCUCCUAACCGCCCUUCACCGAGCAGACAAGCUGAGGGACUUGGAUGUGUCAGGAAACCCCCUGACAUACCCUCCACAGGAUGUGUGUGAACAAGGGACCGGCGCCAUCAUGGCCUUCCUGAAACAGGAGGCACGGAAAGAUGAGAGAAUUCUCCGUGCCUUCAACCGCCUGUCCGUGAGGAUGAGCCAAACCCAGUGGAAGCCUCUCGCCCGGAGCCUUGGGCUCAGCAACAGGGCGAUGGACGCCAUUAAGGCUUCCGCCCCAGACGAUGUUCCUGACCAGGUGUACCAGACCCUGGUACAGUGGAGAGAGAAGGAAGGUGAGGCGGCCACACUUUCCGCCCUGGAGCAGCACCUCAGAGAUCUGGACUUUCAGCAGCUGGCGGACCAGCUUUUACCGACCCCCAGGACCCCAGACCGUAGAGGCCAAGAAACUGGAGCCGUCGGUUCAGUUGAUGGCCAAGAGAAAGAUGGGCCGCAGAACAGCGCGAGGAAAUACCCCAGCGUGACGGUUGACCAGAAGUUUCCCAUCAUAAACUUUGACCGACUCGAGGAACAGUCCAUUCUAGGCCGUGGGGGGUUCGCCUACGUGAAAAAAGCCCGACAUCUGGACUGGAAGCAGGACGUCGCCGUCAAAUGUCUGCUGACGCGUCAGAUAGAAGGAAGUGAGCAGGAUGUGCUGUAUUCUGAAGCAAGGAAACUGAAGCUGGCCAGCAAUUCGGCCCACGUCAUCAGUCUGCUGGGGGUCUGUCUGGACCCAAACUUCGCCAUCGUGAUGCCCUACAUGGAGAACGGCUCUCUGGCCGGGCUGCUGCGGGAUGUGGACGUGCCCUGGGCCCUGAGGUGGAGAAUGGCGCACGAGAUCUCCCUGGGGAUGACUUUCCUGCACUGCCAGAACCCACAGAUUCUCCACUGUGAUCUGAAGGCAGAGAACGUGCUACUGGAUGGAGACUUCCAUGUGAAGAUUUCAGACUUUGGCCUGUCCAAGUGGAAGAUGAGAUCUCGUGUUGUCACUCAAACCAGCCCGGAAGGAAGCACCAUCACGCAUGCGCCACCGGAGUACUUCUUGGAUAUCAACCUCGUCCCAACACCAAUGUUCGAUGUCUACAGUUUUGGUGUGCUGCUUUGGGAGAUCAUUACGAGAGCAGAGCCAUAUGGAAAUGCUAUGAACUCUGCCCUGAUCAGACUUGCGGUGACGUCAGGACAGCGACCUGACCUGACCCUAGUUCCUACAGACCUGCCUGACGUGUCCACAGUCAGUCAGCUGAUGCAGACAUGCUGGAGCCAGAACCCGGAGGACAGGCCCACAUUCCAGGCGUGUGCAGACCGUCUCCUUGCCGUGACCAGCAGGUCCAGUAAAGAGGACAUUCUACAGGCCAUCAUUGACGUGAUGAAGGCUCGCAAGAACUGAUUCAAAACCUUGAUAUAUGGAUAGGAGACGUUUAACGACACCAGAUUUGUCAGGUUUUAGUGUAGACUAAGGAACAAGCAGGAGACAUCUACAGAGAAAAAUGCUGAUACAGCCACACAGAGUAGUUCAAAGGACACAGGAAGUUUCUAAUGCAUCAAGAUCCAGGACAGGCCAAAAGGCAACACUGGUUUAAAGUUAAAAAGUCUUUAACGAAUUGAACAUUUCCAGCAAUCUAUUUUCUGUUCAUUCAACAUUGGUAUUGCACCAGCAUAGUUCAGGGUCUGAAAUUCCUGGAAUCAGGUAAUAAAAUCAAAGUUGGUUAUUAUGCUUAAAUGGUUGAAGAUGUAAUAGCUUUCCUGAGCAAAAAUGGUUAAUGCAACAGAGGUUUCAUCUUUUUUUUACAAUCAAUGUUUUUGGGGGGCUGGUGUAGUAAUAAGACAAUAUCGCUAUUAUAUUAUAUGGGGAAUGUGUUUUUAUCGUCUAGAUUCCUUGAUAGACAAAUCGCAAGGCUGGUGCAAAAUCUUAAGAUGAUUUUCUAGUCACAAAUAAAAAGAAACGUUUGAAGAAACAAAUUGAGAUCAUUUGUACCAUAUCCCAACUUAACUACUUAAAAUCGUAACAAUUAUUAACUUUUGCAAUAUGUUAAGUCUUUGCUACUUGAUACACGUCUAAUGGUACUUACAGUAAUGUGCUUUUGAGAAAUAUUUACACAUAUUUUGCUUCUCAAUCUUGUGAUGCAGUGAAAUAAAAUUGUGUAAAAACGGUA